UCUAUAGCUACUUUACAGCCAAAUCAACAAAUGUCCUUACUUUCCGUUACACAUUGGUUAUUAAAUAAUAAUUCUGAAAAUUGGAACGACCACAUUGAUGAAUUCUUACAAUGCUUGGUGCCUCUUACGGAAGCAGAAAACUUAGAAGUUCGUCAAUUCACAACACUGAUUAUACAAAAAUUGUUUACAGAAUAUAUAAGCUCGGGAAAUGGGCAUUUAAAUGAAUCUAUACAGAAAAUUUUAAAGGAUCAAAUAGCAAAUGAAUCGGUUUUACCUCAUGUGAAAGUUCGUCUCCUGUUACCUAAAUGGAUUGGAAAUCACUGGACAAAACAUAACUUUUGGUUUGCUUUUACUAUGGAAAAUCGUGUAGUAAGAUAUAAUAAUAAAGAAAACGAAAAAAUAGUGCAUGAAUUCCGAAAAGCUUUCAAAUCAACAUCCAUCCAUCCUGGUGGAGUUCCACCAGUGAAUGAAGAUAUGCCAAGCAUUAAACAAAUUAACGAUACAUAUCCCAAGUCCAAUCUAACCUGCUGGAAUACAUCGGCUGCAUCCGAGCCAGGAGUUGUUCCCUUAGUCCGUGGAACAAGUUCAUCUCAAUCUGAUGGCGAACUUAUUGUAUUAUCCACUCGCAAUCAUAAUGAAGCCAGCUUAAAUGACUUGAUGGAAACGUGCAAUGCGUUUGGCGUUCGAACUUUGGUAUUGAACAAGUUGACAAAUUUAGGAAUCAGAGCUGCAGGUGAACUAACAAUAUGGCUAAAAGAACCUGAGUCGUUGCAUGAAUAUUUGCGUGAGAAAAAAAUGAAAAAUUAUAAAAUUGUUGGCAUAGAAAAUAUGGAAAGAUCAUAUAAAUUGGCUUCAUCUCAGAAGACUAUUUUGGUUCUUGGUGAGGAUCAACAAGGCACAGCGGACAAUUUGAAGGACUUGUUAGAUUCAACAAUUGUAUUACCACUGACUGAUGUGAAAAAUUUACAAAAUAUGGCAAUAUAUUUGUGUUCUCAGCCAGGUCCUGAAAUGUGUUCUGAUGUUCCUUUAGUCCGUGGAACAAGUUCAUCUCAAUCUGAUGGCGAACUUAUUGUAUUAUCCACUCGCAAUCAUAAUGAAGCCAGCUUAGAUGACUUAAAGGAAACGUGCAAUGCGUUUGGCGUUCGAACUUUGGUAUUGAGCAAGGUGACAAAUUUAGAAAUCAGAGCUGCAGGUGAACUAGGAAUACGGCUAGGAGAACCUGAGUCGUUGCAUGAAUAUUUGCGUGAGAAAAAAAUGAAAAAUUAUAAAAUUGUUGGCAUAGAAAAUAUGGAAAGAUCACAUAAAUUGGCUUCAACUCAGAAGACAAUUUUGGUUCUUGGUGAGGAUCAUCAAGGCACAGCGGACAAUUUGAAGGACUUGUUAGAUUCAACAAUUGUAUUACCACUGUCGGAUGUGAAAAGUUCACAAAAUAUGGCAAUAUAUUUUUGUUCUUAGCCAUACAACGUUGUUAGUUAAUAUUAAUUAAUUUUAUUCACUUUUGUCUUAAAUAUUUUUAUUCCUAGAGCAUUGUAGUCAAAGUCGACGA
Drosophila willistoni is the source of this 1546-nucleotide messenger RNA. RefSeq lists its product as uncharacterized. Gene Ontology annotation, biological process: RNA processing; RNA methylation. Bases 31 to 1455 code for a protein of 474 amino acids. Gene Ontology annotation, molecular function: RNA methyltransferase activity. NCBI's taxonomy places the organism in Eukaryota, Metazoa, Arthropoda, Insecta, Diptera, Drosophilidae. Gene Ontology annotation, cellular component: cytosol. The record is from RefSeq and is a predicted model, not a curated record. The transcript has 7 exons.